AUGGAGGAUGCCUUUAUUAUAACCAAUUUCCACUCGCUCUGUCGAUUAUGUCUCAACAAAAGUACAUUCGCAGUGUCAUUAUUUGGAGCAGCACCAGAUGAUGAAAGUAAUAUUUCUCUAACCUCUAAAAUAGCAGAAUGUUUUGAACUGCAGAUGGACCCUAGUGAUGGGCUUCCCAGCAGGAUAUGCUACAAAUGCCUAUUUAAAUUAGACAAAUGCUGUAAGUUCAAAUUACAGUGCAUACAAAAUGAGUCGAGAUUGAGACAAAUCACAUCUCGAUCGAAUGACAUGGACAACUCCAAUUCAUCAGAAGUAAGUACCUAUAAUUAUACAAAUUGUCAAGAUUCCCUUAAGCCAAAACCUGAGGAUUUCAUUGUAGAAGACAGUGUUGUUAUGGUUGUUGAUCCUAGUCUUGACUAUGACUCUUCUGAAGAGUCCGAAACAAAUGAGCAAGCUGAUACUGAACCCAGCGAACGAGUCAACACCCCAGACGGUGAACCAGUAACAGAAUCAGUCUUCAAGAAUGUUUUCAUGUGUCAGUAUUGCGAUCAGGCAUUCGUCUCACAAGAUAAAUGUACUCAACAUGAAGAGAAUUACCAUGAUCGCAAUUUACCAUAUAAGUGUGUGGAAUGCAGUUUAGUUUUUGCUGAAAGAACACAAUACGUACAGCACACAAAACAAGUCCAUGGCAAUGACAAACCCUACCAUUGUCCAGAAUGUGACAAAUGUUUCGGACGUAGGUCAGAUUUAAGGAAACAUUCUGUUGUACACACUGGAAUAAGACCAUAUCAGUGUCAUUAUUGCUUAAAAAGUUUCUCACGUAAUACUAAUUUGAGUAAACAUCUAAGAAUCCAUGCAGGCCAUAAGCCACAUGUUUGCCCUUUGUGCCCAAGAAGUUUUGUAGCAAAAGGUGAUUUACAAAGGCAUAUACUUGUCCAUUCAUUUAUGAAACCUUUUGUGUGCAAGAAAUGCCCUUUAUCAUUUGGCAGGAGAGAUAAAUUAUUAAAACAUGAACUCCGACAUGGGCCUGCAGAUACAGAACCCAAAACUGAAUUUGAAAAUGAUGAUACUCAUGAUAUGGUAGUAAAUGUUAACCCUUUUAGUAACUUAAUGACAUCAUCAACACAAGUAAAUCCAGAUUCAUCUAAUGUUGAUUAUGACUUACCCAGAGUUCCAGAUCAUAUUUCAGGGGAAAGUAGCUUCAUGAAUCAAGUUCCGAAUCAGAAUAAAACCAGAACUACAUCCACUUCUGCAAAACAACUGCAGAGCUCCCCUACCAAAUCUAAAAUUCUAGCCAAGAACAGACCCAAAAAUAUAAAAUGUCAUCAGUGCCCCAAAAGAUUUUCAUCUUUAGAUGCUUAUAAAACUCAUGUGUCUGUAGCUCACAUUGGAUCAAGAAUAUUCCAAUGUAAAAUUUGCUUCAAAAAAUUUUCACGAAAAAGGGAAUUAGAUAGACACGCUGCUUUACAUACAGGCAUGAAGCCCUUUUCGUGUAGUCAGUGUGAUAAGAAGUUCACCAAAAAAGAUAAAUUAGAUAAACAUGAACAAACUCAUGAAUGCUUGGUUGUGAAUAUGCCUUGCAUAGAAUGUGGUGCCACUUUUGAGAAAAAAGCAGACUUAGUGGCACACAUUAAAUCACAUUUUACUGAUAACUUUGAUGAUAAGAGUUCAGAGACUGAGAUAAAGAAAGAAAAUGAACCUGAUUUUCCUUUGAAUGAUAAUUUUUAUGAUUUAGGAACUUGA
Chilo suppressalis (striped riceborer) is the source of this 1743-nucleotide messenger RNA. Lineage: Eukaryota; Metazoa; Arthropoda; Insecta; Lepidoptera; Crambidae. The record is from the annotation of a GenBank genome assembly.